AUGUUCAGCACCAACUUUGACGACUACUGCGACUUUAACGACAGCAUCUGCAGCAACGAUUCAGGCUUCGAAAAAUCUUACACGGAUUCCUUUGCAGCGUCUAACAAUAACACACCAAUCAAAUUUGAUACCUCAGACCUUGGAAUUUCUCUCACUCCCACCAAAGAUGUUAGAAGAAAACUCUUUAAAGAAGAUAUCGAUAAUAUUCCUGAGCACGGUGAUGACAAGGUAUUUGAAAGUAGUAUACUAGCAAUGAAUACAUCUACGCCCAAAAAAGAAAAGAAACCAAAAGACCCGAAUAAACCGAAGAAAAAAUAUGCAAGCGGUAAAAAUCGAAUUUCGAGAUGCAAGAGUCCAUCGCAGUUGAUGAAAAUACAGAGAAAUAGAAGAAUGAAGGCUAAUGACAGAGAAAGGAAUAGAAUGCACAUGCUAAAUGAAGCUUUAGACAGACUACGCUGUGUAUUGCCAACGUUCCCUGAAGACACUAAGUUGACUAAAAUCGAAACCUUACGAUUUGCUCACAACUACAUAUUUGCACUAAGUCAGACUUUAGAGUCUUUAGAUAAUAUUAAUUCCGGGCAAAUACAACCGCAGGAGUAUCCGAUCAACAACGAAAAGCUACAAAAUUGUUCUCUUUCUGGUGACAAAAUUGCUAAAGAUGCUUUUAGAGAAAUAUUUUCAAUUUCUAAUAAAACGGAAGGUGUUUUAAAUGAUGGUACCUAUCGUAGCUUUCAAGGAUACAGCAGACCUUUUGCUAAUGGUUCUAAUUUUAUGCAGACUUCAGAAGGUGUACUUAUUAACGUGGGGAACGUUACAGUAUCAGUAAACAACAAAGGUGGAAAUUGUAUUACUUCUACGACAGGAACAGGUUUCUUCACGCAUCCGUCUACUUUUUCUGAAGACUUACAUCAACAGAACUAUUACUAUCAAUAUUCUAAAUCAAAUACUUAUAAUGAAAACAGUUAUGAAGAGAAUAAUGGCGCAGAAAGAGAGUAUUUCAAUCAGAAAAACUAUGAAAUAUUCAAAAAUGCUUUCGAUAUAGCAGCGAACAACAAAAAACUUGAAAAGACUGAAGAAUAUAAUUAUGAAAGAUUUAAUAAUUCUUUAUAUGGGUAUAAUGAAGUAAAUUGUAAUGGUAACGCAAAUGAAUAUUUACAUAAUAACUAUUAUUAUAAUGACCAAAGAUGUUACAGAAAUUUUUAUAAUAGGGCUCCUAAUGUUGUGAAUGCACAAAUAUAA
Messenger RNA from Arctia plantaginis, 1239 nucleotides. NCBI's taxonomy places the organism in Eukaryota, Metazoa, Arthropoda, Insecta, Lepidoptera, Erebidae. The record is from the annotation of a GenBank genome assembly.